Pogoniulus pusillus (Red-fronted tinkerbird) is the source of this 671-nucleotide messenger RNA. It is a transcript of the gene SMDT1, whose product is annotated as single-pass membrane protein with aspartate rich tail 1. NCBI's taxonomy places the organism in Eukaryota, Metazoa, Chordata, Aves, Piciformes, Lybiidae. The coding region runs from base 87 to 380 and encodes 97 amino acids. Gene Ontology annotation, biological process: calcium import into the mitochondrion; mitochondrial calcium ion homeostasis. Gene Ontology annotation, cellular component: mitochondrial inner membrane; uniplex complex. The record is from RefSeq and is a predicted model, not a curated record. The transcript has 3 exons.
GCUCGCGAGAGCCAGAGGCUCCGCCUCCCCGGUGACGUCUCGGUCCGGCCGCUACGGGAAUCCGGAGAGGAGUAAGAGGAGGGAAGAUGGCAGCGGCAGGCGGGCGGCUGCUGGCGGCGGCUGCGGCUUAUUCAGGGCGGGCGGCUUGGGGUGGGCCGCGCCGCUCCCCGGCCGUGCCUUUUCUGCCCUCCCGGAGCGCUACCGUCACCCGCAGCGGUGCCAUUUUGCCCAAGCCGGUUAAGACACCCUUUGGCCUCCUCAGAGUGUUCAGCGUGGUGAUCCCCUUCCUGUACGUCGGGACUCAGAUCAGCAAGAACUUCGCAGCCCUACUUGAAGAACAUGAUAUCUUUGUCCCAGAGGAUGACGACGACGAUGAUUAAAGGAACUGUAACAGAAGAACAAGAGGGAGAAAACCAUUGACAAAUGGUUCCAAGAUCUGUCACCUCUGUUCUGUCCUUCCUGAAUGCGACCGGGGGCUCUGUAUCCCCUUUGCCAGUGAGUGUCCUGCGCAUGUCUGCAUGGCAGAAAUCAGUAGAUCAAGGCUGAAGGAAGUGCUUGACAGGCCCUGCAUCCUUGCACACACACGUGUUCACCUCAUCAAAGACUGCUUGGGAUUCCUUUUAUUGGCCAGAUGGGAAACACUUGAUUAAAGAUGAAGCGAUUGAGAUGGA